Messenger RNA from Capsella rubella, 1901 nucleotides. RefSeq names its product protein GRAVITROPIC IN THE LIGHT 1. The transcript has a single exon. Gene Ontology annotation, biological process: negative gravitropism; response to red or far red light. The coding region runs from base 85 to 1509 and encodes 474 amino acids. The record is from RefSeq and is a predicted model, not a curated record. Lineage: Eukaryota; Viridiplantae; Streptophyta; Magnoliopsida; Brassicales; Brassicaceae.
AGGAAAAAAAAAACUGAAUCUCUCUGUUUUUUUUCUUCUUCAUUCCCUCUCUCUCACACAACACAACACAACACAGCAAUUUCAAUGGAGACAUUGAAGAGGAAUCCAUCAGUGAGAAGAAAAAGCAAGUUAGCGAGAACAUUCCAGAAGGUAUGCAACCUAAGAACAACCUCCACGAAGGUCUCCUCCACCAACAACGGUAUCGGAAUCUGUAUGUUGAAGAAAUCACACAAUCCCAACUUCAACGACGAAGACGACGACGACGACGAUGGAGGAGACUCUGUUUUCGAUCUUAAGAGCACUUCAAGCAGCACCAGAAGCGGAGAGCUCAAGGUCCGAGAGCGUCGUCGAGCUGUUUUCGAAGCCGUCGUCGCGAAGAUCUUCGCUAGCACGACUUCUAUCAAAGCCGCUUACGCUGAGCUUCAGAUGGCGCAGCGUCCGUACGACAACGACGCUAUACAAGCGGCGGAUACGGCGGUGGUCGAGGAGCUCAGAGCUUUGUCGGAGCUUAAACGGAGUUUUCUCAGGAAGGAGCUGAACCUGUCUCCGCAAGUCGCGAUUAUGUUGGCUGAGAUCCAGGAGCAGCAGAGCUUGAUGAGGACUUACGAAAUCACGAUUAAGAAACUCGAGUUCGAAGCUACGGAGAAGCAAUUGAAGAUCGAUGAGUUGAAGACGAGUCUUGAUGAGAACUCGGCGGUUAACAAAUCGUUGGAGAAGAAACUCACGACGAGCGGAUCGAUUUCGAUCUCCGUGUUUGAUAGUAUUCAAAUUCGAAAUUUGAAUUUGAGUCAGUUCGUUCAGGUUCUAGGUUUCACGUUGAGAUCCGUUAGAACCUUCGUGAAAUUGAUCGUGAAGGAGAUGGAAUCAGCUAACUGGGAUCUCGACGCCGCCGCUUCCGCCGCUGUUUCGAUUAACGUUAAAAACGCUUCCAACGUUUUCGCCAGGCCGAGCCACCGUUGUUUCGCGUUUGAGUCGUUCGUCUGUGGGAAAAUGCUGGAGAAUUUCGAAUCUCCUGAUAAUAGUAAUAACUUGUCGAGGCGUGAGGAGGAAUUCGAAAACUUGAGAUCCGUUCACCCGGUUCGGUACUUGACCCGGAACCCGGGUUCGUCUUUCGCUAAGUUCGUGGUUAACAAGUACUCGAGUGUUGUGCACGCGAAGAUGGAGUGUUCGUUCUUCGGGAACUUGAACCAGAGGAAACUGGUAAACUCGGGCGGGUUUCCGGAUUCGGGUUUUUUCGCGGCGUUUUGCGAAAUGGCAAGACGGAUCUGGCUUCUACACUGCUUGGCGUUUUCUCUAAGCGAAAACGUCACGGUGUUUCAGGUCAGAAGAGGUUGUAGAUUCUCUCAGGUGUACAUGGAGAGUGUGAAAUCAGGCGACGAGUCACUCUUAACCUCGGGGGAGAAUUCGGAUAUUCGGGUCGGGUUUACGGUUGUUCCGGGGUUUAAAAUAGGCGAGAACGUUAUACAAAGCCAGGUUUACUUGUCUCCUCCUCCUCCGUCUUCUUCAUGAACCAAAAAAAACAAAAACGUGGUGGAAUGUGACACGCGCCGGGGGAGAGAAAAAGAGCGGCGGCGCGUGGAAAAAGAGAAGGGUAGGGACAUGAUUCCUUGGGGGCAGCAAGACUGGCAAGUGGGACAUGUUUUUAGAGAGGAAUGUGAUGGAGACAGAAAAAUUGGCGCGAGGGACACAAAUCAUCAUUGAGCCCAAACAAAAAAAAGAAAUAUAGUUUUAGUGAAAGGAAAAUGAUAAUUUUUGUUUCUUUUUUUAAGUUUAGAUUAUAAAAAAAAAAUACAUUUAAAAAGUAGAAUGGCAUGGAAGAACAAUAAUAUUCUGUGUUUUUUCUUUGGGGGAUUAUACAGCUGAUGUAAUAUUUUUUAUAAUGUUUUUGUAGUUGGUUGGAA